AAAAGAUAAAAUUUAAUGACAGGAUAUGUUUUGACAACUUAAAACAAAAUUAUUAAAAUUUGAUAUCAAAAUUGUCAAACAGUUGUCAGACAAAUCGACAAAUAAAAAUGUCUUGCGAAAUUGUAGAAAUUAUAGGCACUGGUGACUACGAAACUUACGAAAAAAUCAGCAAAAACCAAUCAAAUUUUGCGACAGUUUUAGCUUCAGAGCUGGUUUCAGAUAUCAUCGAUAAUGCCCUGGAUAUAGUAGAGGACAAAGAUCGUCAAAAAAUGAAUACUUCUGGUGACAUAUUUGAAAAUUUAUCUAACAAAUUUCAGGGACUAGUCAUAACAGAGGAACAAAGAUACAUGGAAGGGGUUCCCGCAGCAUCAUCUAAAAUACUACUUGAAGGAAUUGGAGAUCAGUUGCAGCGUGAGCAAGAAAUAGAGAAAGAGGCCGUGAUUAAGCAUCCUCCCGUCGAAAAGAAGAAUCGACUUAGCGAUCUUGUUAAAAACUCAAAGCAGUUAUUAACAAAAAUUAUGCAUGCUGAAAGCAAGGCAGAACUGAGUGACGCAAAGUCUGAAAAGGUGGUCAAAGUUGUGGAUCUUGAUGCAGUGGAGGUUCCGUAUAAGGUUAAGAAGAUCCUUAAACCUGAAGACGUACUGUUACCAGGAAAGUAUUUUUAUACAUUUUUAUUUUGA
Molecule: messenger RNA, 680 nt
Organism: Diabrotica virgifera virgifera (western corn rootworm)
Lineage: Eukaryota; Metazoa; Arthropoda; Insecta; Coleoptera; Chrysomelidae
Exons: 2
Coding region: 108-680 (190 amino acids)
Source: RefSeq, a predicted model, not a curated record